Molecule: messenger RNA, 1212 nt
Organism: Nematostella vectensis (starlet sea anemone)
Lineage: Eukaryota; Metazoa; Cnidaria; Anthozoa; Actiniaria; Edwardsiidae
Product: cytochrome P450 1A1
Exons: 1
Coding region: 1-1212 (403 amino acids)
Molecular function (GO): heme binding; monooxygenase activity; iron ion binding
Source: RefSeq, a predicted model, not a curated record
AUGUCAUUGAUAUUCCGGGACUUUUCACCGCAUUUCGUAAGCAACAAGUGCGCUGUGGAAAUGUCAAUGCGAGCACUUCUAAACGAUGUGGAAACGCUAAAUCUGAGAACAUCAAAUGCGUUGAAUUCAUUGCUGGGGAAGUUCGAGUCGUUUUCGCAGAACCGUACUUCCCUAGAUCCUCGUGGUCCCGCGUUGGAGUGUAUUUCCGAUUUCGUUAUGGGCCACGCGUUUGGCAAUACAAUCUCACGGUGCUUCUUUCACGAGGCGCGCGCAGUCUUAAAGGAAUCGCUGUCAUUCAUCGACAUCGCAUUUGUUGGCAGUUGUAUGGAUUAUGUUGGAUUUAUGCGCUCCAUCAACAAAAAUCAAAUCGACAAAACAGUAACUGACGUAACUAGACUUAGAGAAUUCGUCACCAAAGUGUACAACGUCCACAAGUCUUCCAUGCUACAAACAAGCGACUAUCGGACAAGUUUAGCGCUGCGCUUGCGGCAAUUGAAGGACACCAUUCCAGAAAAACAGUAUUCCUUCGCCGGGUUAACUACAGGUGACGGUUUGGAGCUUGAUGAGGAAAUGAUUGUUUCGUUAUUGACCGAUAUAACAUUUAGUGCUUACGAGAAAAUCUCCACCGCAUUGCUUUGGUGCAUAGCCCGUCUUGCCGAGAGUCUUCCUCUCCAGAUGGAGCUACAAGACAAUUUGGACCAGCUCGGCCAGGAAAAACUGUCACUUAACGACAAACCGAGAUACCCUCUUCUUGAUGCUUUCAUUUCGGAAACUUUACGUACUAGCUGUAUUAUGCCAUUCGGGCUACCGCGGAGAACGGUUAGGGAAACUACAAUCUGUGGAAUAAACAUUCCGAAAGACACCACUGUGCUAUUGAACCUAUGGUCUUGUGCCUAUGACCCAAAAGUCUACAAAAAUCCAGAGUUAUUCAACCCAAAACGCUUUCUCACUGAGGACGUCAAUGGAAAAACACAGAUUAGAUGUCCUUCAUUCCCCGCCUUCUCGGCCGGACACAGGCGAUGUUUAGGAGAUACGCUUUCAAGGAGUGUUCUGUUUUUUCUCGUUGGUGGAAUGUUGCAGAAUUAUUCGAUGGAACUUGAAGAUGAAAGUAUGAAAAGCAAUUUGGAAGGAAAAUACGCACUCACUCUACGACCAAAAAGAUACAAAAUUAAUUUGCAAAAGCGAAUAAAGAAUUUUGAUAAACGACAUUGA